Molecule: messenger RNA, 5260 nt
Organism: Mauremys mutica (yellowpond turtle)
Lineage: Eukaryota; Metazoa; Chordata; Testudines; Geoemydidae
Gene: WWP1
Product: WW domain containing E3 ubiquitin protein ligase 1
Exons: 24
Coding region: 169-2931 (920 amino acids)
Biological process (GO): ubiquitin-dependent protein catabolic process
Molecular function (GO): protein binding; ubiquitin protein ligase activity
Source: RefSeq, a predicted model, not a curated record
CAGUUGGGGGCGCGCGACGGCUGGUGUGGGGGAGGGGGUUGUUGUGCGCGAGCCGCCGAUGCCUCCGCCGUGAGAUGGCAUCAUUCUGUGCGGCGGAGGGGUGAGGAGCCUCGGCGGAGAGGGGGCAGCGGCGGCUUUCGGGCCACGGCUAAAACAGUAGCUUCUGACAUGGCCACAGCCUCACCAAGAUCUGAUACCAGUAACAACCAUAAUGGAAGAUUACAGAUGCAAGUAACUAUUUCUAGUGCCAAACUGAAAAGGAAAAAGAACUGGUUUGGAACAGCCAUUUAUACAGAAUUAGCUGCAGAUGGAGAAAUCAAGAAAACAGCAAAAUCAAAUAGUUCUUCAAAUCCAAAAUGGGAUGAACAGUUGACUGUGAAUGUGACUCCACAGACUACGUUGGAAUUUCGAGUUUGGAGCCAUCACACUUUAAAAGCUGAUGUUUUAUUAGGAAGAGCCACUGUAGACUUGAGACAAGCUUUGGAAACACACAAUAGAAAAUUGGAGGGGGUGAAAGAACAAUUGAAACUCUCCUUAGAAAACAAGAGUGGCAUGGUGCAAACAGGUGAACUGACAGUUGUGCUUGACGGUUUGGUUGUUGAACAAGAAUCUCUUACAAACUGCAGUUCAGCAGCAGCCAUAGAAGUCCAGCAAAAUGGUGAUGCUAUACAUGAAAACAGAGAAAUUUUGGCAAGAACUACAUCCAGAUCUACCUGUGACAUGUCUAAUGGAAUAGACAAUCAAACUCCUUUAAACUCUGUAAUACAGAAUGCAUUCUGUAUACAUGCUGUUAAUGGAGACAGCACUUCAUCUCCUUCUCAUGUUGCAGCCAGUCCCAAAAUUACACCAGUACCAAAACCACUUUCAACCCAGCCCGCCAACAAUACUGUUAAUGGUGAGUCAUCGUCAUCUGCACCGGAAGCUGAUAAUUCUGCCUCUGAGGCUUUUAUGGGUUCUGUAGAAACCCCCAUGUCUACAGAUUGUACUAACACAACAGACGCAAUUAGUUACUCUGAAAACAACACAUCUUCUACAGUUCCCAUUGUGUCUGCUGGACUUGAAGCUGUAACUACCACAGACUCUGAAUCCUCUAAUACCAGAAGCAGCACCACUGCAGAAGCAGCAAAACCAAGGGAAUCUUCAAGUGCAUCUGGGGAACCUGUGAGACAGCAGCCUGGUAGUACCAGUACAGAACCUUUGCCACCAGGACAUGUCUUUUGUUUAAGAUGGGAACAGAGAAAGGAUCCUCAUGGUAGAACCUAUUAUGUUGAUCACAACACACGAACUACGACAUGGGAAAGACCACAGCCUUUACCGCCAGGUUGGGAAAGAAGGGUUGAUGAUCGUGGAAGAGUUUACUAUGUGGAUCAUAACACAAGAACAACAACAUGGCAGCGACCAACCAUGGAAUCGGUGAGGAACUUCGAGCAGUGGCAGUCUCAACGUAACCAACUACAAGGAGCUAUGCAACAAUUCAACCAACGAUACCUCUAUUCGGCUUCAAUGUUGUCAGCAGAAAAUGAUCCACUUGGGCCUUUACCACCAGGCUGGGAAAGGAGAGUGGAUUCAAAUGAUAGGGUGUACUUUGUUAAUCACAACACGAAGACAACACAGUGGGAAGACCCCCGAACUCAAGGUUUACAAAAUGAGGACCCACUUCCCGAGGGCUGGGAAAUCAGAUACACUAGAGAAGGUGUCAGAUAUUUUGUUGAUCAUAACACAAGGACAACAACCUUCAAUGAUCCUCGAACUGGAAAAUCCUCUGUAAAUAAAGGCCCACAAAUUGCUUAUGAACGUAGCUUUAGGUGGAAACUUGCUCAUUUCCGUUACUUGUGUCAGUCAAAUGCAUUGCCGAGCCAUGUAAAGAUUAACGUAUCCAGACAGACUCUGUUUGAGGAUUCCUUCCAACAAAUCAUGGCUUUAAAACCCUAUGAUUUAAGGAGACGAUUAUAUGUUAUAUUCAGAGGUGAAGAAGGAUUGGAUUAUGGUGGUUUGGCAAGAGAAUGGUUUUUCUUACUUUCCCAUGAAGUUCUAAACCCUAUGUACUGUCUAUUUGAGUAUGCUGGCAAGAGCAACUACUGUCUGCAGAUAAAUCCAGCAUCAACAAUUAAUCCAGAUCAUCUUUCAUAUUUCUGUUUCAUUGGGCGCUUUAUUGCUAUGGCAUUGUUUCAUGGCAAAUUUAUUGACACGGGUUUUUCUCUGCCAUUCUACAAGCGCAUGCUAAGUAAGAAACUUACUAUUAAAGAUUUGGAAUCUAUUGAUACUGAAUUUUAUAAUUCCCUAAUUUGGAUAAGGGACAACAACAUUGAAGAGUGUAAUUUAGAAAUGUACUUCUGUGUUGACAUGGAGCUUUUGGGAAAAGUUACUUCUCAUGAACUGAAAUCAGGAGGGUCAAAUAUCUUGGUAACUGAGGACAACAAAGAAGAAUACAUUGGCCUAAUGGCAGAAUGGCGUUUUUCUCGGGGAGUAAGAGAACAAACCAAAGCUUUCCUUGAUGGUUUUAAUGAAGUUGUUCCCCUUCAGUGGCUACAGUAUUUUGAUGAAAAAGAGUUGGAGGUUAUGCUCUGUGGCAUGCAAGAGGUUGAUUUAGCAGAUUGGCAAAGGAACACCGUUUAUCGUCAUUAUACAAGAACUAGCAAGCAGAUCGUAUGGUUCUGGCAGUUUGUAAAAGACACAGACAAUGAGGUUCGCAUGCGACUGCUGCAGUUUGUCACUGGUACUUGUCGAUUACCACUGGGAGGUUUUGCUGAGCUCAUGGGAAGUAACGGUCCUCAAAAAUUCUGCAUUGAAAAAGUUGGCAAGGAAACCUGGUUACCGAGAAGUCAUACUUGUUUCAAUCGUUUGGAUCUGCCUCCAUAUAAAAGCUAUGAACAGCUGAAAGAGAAGCUGCUCUUCGCAAUUGAAGAAACAGAGGGAUUUGGUCAAGAGUAGAAGUGGCUUCUUGUCAAAGAGGAUAUAUUGCAUUAUUAAAAUGCCCAGCCAACUAAAAUUGCACACUUAGUUGUAUAUAAGCUGUUUGUUCUGUACAGUUAUGUUUCUGGAACUCUAAAGUAUAAAUGUUCUCCGUUCUUCCACAGAGAUAUGCAAAACAGUUCAGCUGUGUCUAGUUUAUUUAUUGCCCCUUCAAAAGACUGACCUGGAAAAAACAAACAAACCAUAAAUUCUGAAAGCAGCCAAAUGACUUUAUUUAAAAAUAUAUUAAAUAUAUAUAUAUAUAAAAAAAUAUAUACACAGACACACUCUCUCUCUCCCUCCCCCGCUCCCCCUGUAGUGGGCUCUAGUUUUAUAGAGCUAUAAGUGUAUGAAACAUAGCAGUCAUUCUAAAGGACCUGGGGAUUUGCUUUAUCUUGGCUUUAUUAUACAGAAAAAUGUGCAAAUUGCUCUGUUUUCUCACUUUAUGCAACAUCUCCAAGAUUGUUUUAUUGCAUGGCUGUUCUAAAAGGUGUUAAAAGCUUAGGCCAAAUGUAUCCUAAGUAUGUAGAAAAAUGCUGCUGGCUUUUUGAGAUGACAGAAUGCCAAAGUCUGUCAGGUCAGGUUUUUUUUAAAUACUUACAAUAGCUGAUAUCCUCACUACUACAUUGAUGUAACCAAGGUCAUGAAUAAUGCCUUGGUUACUUGCACAGGAGUCAUGUACAGUAAGAUGAAUGUGAUUAAUGUUAAAAGCAAUUGGUGCCACUAUUCUGACUUAUUGUAGGAACUGAACAGAAUAUUUUAAUUCAUGAGCAGCAUUGAAAUUUGUUUACAUAAUAUCUUGGAUUAUUACCAAGAGGAUGUUGAGUAAUCUUUAAAGAAUAAAAGAGAAACUCUAACACAUUCUCUCUUGGUCUGGUGUCUUACAGGUUUUUUUUGUUGUUGUUUUGUUUAUUUUUUUUUGUUACAUCUGUGUAUUUUAAAAUUUCACAAGGUAAACUAAUGUAAUUUGAGAUUUAAGAAUACAUAAAAGGUAAUGUGAAUUUUUGCUGCUUUUAUGUUCAUGUUCAGUUUUGGUUAUGGAUCUAGAGAACCCAAAUGGAAUGACAGUUGCAUAAGCUUUACACAUUAAACUAAUAAUUUUCUAUUAGUAUUAAAUAUUUUCAUCCCCUUUAAGUUCAUAUAAAAAUUCAGGUGUACCUGAAUUAAAUAAGUAUACCUAGAUCUUGUCAUUCUUUUUCAUAGGCAAAGUUUUGGGUUUUUUUGUUCUAAAUGCACAAGAAUAUAAAAUCUUUUUUUUUCAGUAUUGAGGGCAUUUUCUGAACUGCAAAGAUGUAACAAAUUAUAGAAUCUUAUUGAUGUGAAUUAUAUUAAAUGCUACUUUUAGCAAACUGUGCUUCCUUAUUAUAGAGUAAGAACAUUUUAAAAAUUACCAUUUGUACCAUGCUUUCAAUAUUCACUGUAAAUUCCAUUAAAUUUAACUUAUACAAAAUUUUGUACACACAUAAAACUGAUUUCUUAGAAUGUGAUUAAAACAUUUCUGUAACAUAUCUAUCGUAUUGCACUGUUAAAAGCAUAAAUGCAGAAAAAUAUUGCUAUAUCUGUUCUUGUAUGUUAUCAAUAUAGCAAUUGAAUUCUACCAAAAUUUUAUUUUUCUAUAUAUUGGAUUGUGUUAUGCUUUGUUAUUCAAAAUGCACAAUUUACUGGGGAGCUGUUAACUUGUAAAUGGCUUUGAUAAAAGCUGUGAUCUGAUUGGCUCAAUGUACUUCUAUCAUAUAUUAUUUACUACUCCUACAUGCACCAGGACUUUCAUCACUUAAGUUACUCUGCCACUCUACACAAAGUAACAUGAACUAUUAUCAUGAAUUAUGUGGUACAUUAAUAAAUCAAAGGUUUGAGUUCACCUAAAUUAUAAGUGAUUUAUGUCAAUUAAAUUGGAGGGAGCUAAACAUUAUUUCAGAGGCUGGAGAACUAAGUAUGUGUGAUUUGCCUAAAUGACAUCUAAAAGAGUUAAGUAUAGUAAAGUUGAACCUUAUUGAUUUCCACUAAUGAAUGACUGUGUGACCCACUGCAAAUUCUGAAUCUAAUGAAUCUGUAAGUGAAGACAUCAAAAAGCAAGGACAGCACAUCACAAAAUGUACCUUGUUCAUUAUUUUGACAACUGUAGUUAUCUCCCAACCCCACAACAAUCUUCAUCAAAGAAAAGGAUAAGUAAUGAAGAGACAAGAGAACAAGCCUCAGUCAAGAUUACACAUAAGAGCGAUGAUAAGACAUCAAGGCCUCCCUUCUCUCAUCCUAAUAUGCUCCAUGAUAAAUUAUCAUUACAGUGAACAAAGUAAAAAAGGAAUAA